Messenger RNA from Photinus pyralis (common eastern firefly), 1555 nucleotides. It is a transcript of the gene Sqor, whose product is annotated as sulfide:quinone oxidoreductase, mitochondrial. The coding region runs from base 178 to 1500 and encodes 440 amino acids. Gene Ontology annotation, cellular component: mitochondrion. Gene Ontology annotation, molecular function: FAD binding; sulfide:quinone oxidoreductase activity. The transcript is spliced from 6 exons. The record is from RefSeq and is a predicted model, not a curated record. Lineage: Eukaryota; Metazoa; Arthropoda; Insecta; Coleoptera; Lampyridae.
UGACAUAACCCUGACAUGCAGUGAUCCUAUCAAAUUUAUCACAAACAUACUAUUUGCGGUUGUUAUCUCUAGUGAGUGUAAUUAGUGACAUGAUUCCGCACUUUUCCGUAAAAAAUUAACAGGUGGUCGUCCCGAGUGAAUUUGUCGAUUAACUGUCCCUACAGUGAACAUAUCAAAAUGCUGAUUCUCCGAAGAACCACCAAUCUCAAAACUGCAAUACUGAGAUGUCUUUCAACAUCCUCAGCUCCCGUCGAAAAUCGAAAAUGCAGAUUGUUAGUCGUCGGCGGAGGAUCGGGGGGUUGCACCAUGGCAGCGAAAUUUGGCAAACAUUUCAAUAAGGGAGAGAUAUUCAUUGUAGAGCCAAGCGACACUCACUACUACCAACCCUUGUUUACGCUUGUAGGUGGUGGAAUUAAGAAAUUAGCCGAUUGUGGUAAACCCAUGAAAUCUGUCCUUCCCGAUACGGCAAAGUGGAUUAAAGAUAGCGUAACCGAGUUUAAUCCACAAAGGAAUUCUGUUACUGUCUCACGCGGCGAUGAAAUAACGUACGACUUCAUGAUAGUGGCAACAGGCUUGCAACUAAAUUAUGACAAAAUUCCAGGUUUAGUCGAGGCAUUAAACGUGCCAAAUACAGGGGUCUGUUCAAAUUAUUCAUACAAGUAUGUGAAUCGAACAUAUGAGAUUCUAAAACAGUUUAAAUCUGGAAAUGCAAUUUUUACUUAUCCAAACUCGCCAGUUAAAUGUCCAGGUGCUCCCCAAAAAAUUUGCUACAUUGCCGAGGACUUUUUUACAAGAAAUGGGAUUCGGGACAAAGUUAAUAUCACAUACAACACUUCGUUACCGGUUUUGUUUGGCGUAAAAAAAUAUGCCGACGCACUUUGGAAGGUUGUAGAAAAGCGUAAUAUAAAUGUAAAUCUACGUUGCAAUUUGGUCGAGGUUAAGCAUAAAGAAAAAGUUGCAGUCUUUCAAAAUUUAGACGUUCCAGAACAACUUACCGAAAUGGAGUAUUCCAUGCUGCACGUUACUCCACCAAUGAGUACACCUGACUCGUUGAAAAAGUGUACGGAUCUGGUAAACGACCUGGGAUUUGUCAAUGUUAAUAAAGACACACUGCAACACUUCAAAUAUCCCAACGUAUUUGCUAUAGGUGAUUGCAGUGCAACUCCAAAUUCUAAAACCGCCGCAUCUGUUGCUGCUCAAUCGAACAUUGUAUAUGAAAAUAUGAAGGCAGUAAUGGAAAACCAACCGUUAAAAGGCAAAUACAACGGUUACGCCUCAUGUCCUUUGGUAACCGGAUAUGGAAAAUGUAUUUUGGCAGAGUUCGAUUACGAUUUAAAUCCCCUUGAAACAUUCCCAAUAAGCCAAGAUAAGGAGAUGUGGCUUAUGUAUACUAUGAAAAAAGAUUUUAUGCCUCCUUUGUAUUGGCAUCUUAUGUUAAAUGGGAAAUGGAAUGGACCGGGAGCAGUGCGAGAUUUAUUACAUUUUAAUUUCUCAAAGUAAUCAUUAUCAAUUUAUUUUGUAUAGGCACAUUUUGAGUAAAUUGUGAUUGUUAUGA